CACAGCUUGAAGGCUGGGAGAAUAGGAGCAGAGGUUAAAUUCAGGUCCUUGGGCUUACGGAGGUCAGAAAGGGUGGGGAACGUGAAUCCGGCGGUUCCCAGUGCCCGCACCCCAGUCGGCGCGGCUGUGUCCCCGGCGGGCGAGGGGCGCUGCCCUGGGGCGGGCCCUGAGGCCCGAUUCCCGCGCGGGGCGGAGCGACCCCGCCCGUGGCUCCGCCUCCGCCUGGUCCCGGCACACCUGGCCGGCAGGUAGCUGGCGCCCGGGCGCGGUUCUGAGGCUGUCGGGGUCUGCGAGCGGCUCGGCCCGUCCGCCUAAGGGAAGCACGGCAACGGAAGCCAUGGACCCCGGCCUGGGGGCUCCGGCGGCAGCGGAGGGGCCGCUCGCACCCCGGCACCGCCGCCACCACCGCCCCCUGCGUCGCCUGAUCAGCCGCUUCCUGCUGGAGCUGGGCAGCCGCUCCCGCCCCGGGGACUCGCCGCCCGGGCCGCAGCCCCAGUCCCAGCCGGGCCGCUGCGACGGCGACGGUGAGGGGGGCUUUGACUGCGCCCCGGGCCCAGCUUUAGCAGCGCCUGGGAGCCCCGGGGAGGAGAGCCCGCCGGGACACCAGCCCCAGCGCCCCGCCGGCGACGGCGCGCGGCCCCCUGGCGCGCAGGGCUUAAAGAACCACAGCAACACCUGUUUCAUGAACGCCGUGGUGCAGUGUCUCAGCAACACCGACCUCCUGGCGGAGUUUCUGGCGCUGGGCCGCUACCAGGCGGCGCCGGGCCGCGCCGAGGUCACCGAGCAGCUGGCGGCGCUGGUGCGCGCGCUCUGGACCCGCGAAUACACGCCCCAACUUUCCGCGGAAUUCAAGAAUGCUGUUUCCAGGUAUGGCUCUCAGUUCCAAGGCCAUUGCCAGCACGACGCCCUGGAGUUCCUGCUCUGGUUGCUGGAUCGUGUGCACAAGGACUUGGAGAGCUCCUGCCGAAGGCCAGUGCCCGAGAAGAUUCAGCCUGAAGGCAGUAAAACCUCUGAAAACCUCCCAUCGCCAUCGGCUCAGCUUUCUCUAAGUCAGAGUUUUGUGCAAAGCCACUUUCAAGCCCAAUAUAGAACAGAUCUUGGAGAGGUGACACCUGCCUUAUAUGUUGCAAAGACAUCAGUUCCACGGCUCAGGGAGCAGGUGGAGUUGGCCGGGUUUGAGGUGCAAGAUGUGUAUGCGGCAGCAGCAAAAGGUCAGAGUGGUGAAACGUGCAUCGUCAAAACCUGGGGCUCGUUUCUGGGCCUUUGUACAGUGGAAACCAAAGCAGUUCUGAGCUUUGGUAGCACUGGCCAGGUGAUCUUGGUUGAACUGUAUCCCAGUGGACUCCAGCGGUCUUUCUCUGAUGAAGAAGACCUUAAUACUAUUGCAGAGGGCGAUGAUGUGUACGCCUUCCAAGCCCCUCCACCAUCUGGCCAGGAGACGCUCUCAGCAUGUCCAGCUGGCCUGGCAGUGUCCCCGCGCUUUGCAGUCCGUGGUGGUCAGUGGUCAUGCCUGCCCGUCCAUUGUGAGAACACGGUGCUGAUUCUCUUCUGUAACUUGGUGGGGUCAGGGCAACAGGCCAGCAGGUUUGGGCCACCUUUCCUAAUAAGGGAAGACAGAGCCAUUUCCUGGGCUCAGCUCCAGCAGUGCAUUCUCAGCAAGGUCUGCUAUCUCAUGAAGGUGAGUCCACAGUACAGAAUCCAGGUUUCUCUGGCCUGCAGCUACUUAUCCCCACAGGACAGCCAGCCCCUCUGUCACUGGGCAGUGGACAGGGCUUUGCAUCUCAGGAGGCCAGGAGGCCCCCCACACAUCAAACUGGCCGUGGAGUGGGAUAGCUGUGCCAAGGAGCGCCUGUUCGGGAGCCUGCAGGAGGAGCGGGUGCCGGAUGCGGACAGCGUGUGGAGGCAGCAGCAGGCUCAUCAGCAGCACAGCUGUACCCUGGACGAAUGUUUUCCGUCCUACACCAAAGAGGAGCAGCUGGCCCAGGGCGACGCCUGGAAGUGCCCGCACUGCAAAGCCCUCCAGCAGGGCAUGGUGCAGCUGAGCCUGUGGACGCUGCCGGACAUCCUCAUCAUCCACCUCAAGAGGUUCUGUCAAGUGGGUGAGAAGAGAAACAAGCUCUCCAUGCUGGUGAUGUUUCCACUCUCUGGCCUCAACAUGGCUCCCCACGUGGCCCAGAGAAGCACUGGUGCCAGGCCUGGGCCAGGCCCCUGGCCUUCCUGGAAGCAGCCAGCCUGCGUGCCCACCAGCUACCCACUGGACUUCCUGUACGACUUGUACGCGGUCUGCAACCACCACGGCAGUCUGCAAGGUGGGCAUUACACAGCCUACUGCCAGAACUCUCUGGAUGGCCGGUGGUACAGUUUCAAUGAUAGCACGGUGGAGCCACUUCUAGAAGAUGAGGUCAGUACCCGAGGGGCUUACAUCCUGUUCUAUCAGAAGAGGAACAGCAUCCCUGCCUGGUCAGCCAGCAGCUCCACGAGAGGUUCCACCAGCUCCUCCUUAUCUGACCACUGGCUGCUCCAGCUAGGGAGCAAUAACAGCAGCACGCUGGGAAGCCUGUUGUCCUGGAGCUCUGCCCCCGGCACCUCCCGGCUCCAGGUGCCUGACACCCCUGUCUUCACAAACAGCCUCUCCAGGCAGGAAAAGGGUAUGUUUCAUCAUGUGGGUUAAAGAACCCAUGUGUGA
Manis javanica (Malayan pangolin) is the source of this 2686-nucleotide messenger RNA. Lineage: Eukaryota; Metazoa; Chordata; Mammalia; Pholidota; Manidae. The record is from RefSeq and is a predicted model, not a curated record.